Molecule: messenger RNA, 888 nt
Organism: Penicillium longicatenatum
Lineage: Eukaryota; Fungi; Ascomycota; Eurotiomycetes; Eurotiales; Aspergillaceae
Product: pyrroline-5-carboxylate reductase family protein
Exons: 2
Coding region: 1-888 (295 amino acids)
Biological process (GO): L-proline biosynthetic process
Molecular function (GO): pyrroline-5-carboxylate reductase activity
Source: RefSeq, a predicted model, not a curated record
AUGGACACUCUUUGUUUCCUAGGAUGCGGUAAUUUGGGAGCUGCAAUUCUCGACAGCUUGAUAAGCACAUCAAACAAUGAACCUCUUUUCACCCGGUUCAUUGCAUGUGUUCGCAGUCAACAGUCACUGGAAAGACUGAGCGCCCGUUUCUCCAAGCACCUCGAUCGAUUGACCAUCAGUGGAAAUGACAAUGUCAAAGCUGUUCAAGAAUCCGACGUGAUUAUACUCGGUGUAGAUCCUGUCGAUAUCGAGAAAGUGUUGACGCAAUCCGGGCUCCGCGAGGCAUUGGAAAACAAACUGUUAAUUAGCAUCGCGGCCGGUUGGACGCGUCAAAAGCUCGAGCACACAAUCUAUGGAAGCGAAACAACCAAGGAAAACACGGGCAAUCGCGCGUGGGUAGUGCGUACGCUCCCCAACAUCGCCGCACAGGUUUCGCAGUCCUUAACCGCGAUCGAGGUGUCAGAGCCGACACCGCCAGAUCACUAUCUACAAAGAACGACGGCAAUCUUCGAGCGCAUUGGACGCGCAGUUCAGAUCGCUCCCCACCUCAUGAAUGCGACUACUGCAGUGGGAGGAUCUACUCCGGCAUUUUUCGCUGUGAUUUGCGAUGCGAUGAUCGAUGCCGCGGUGGCGGUUGGUGUUCCUCGGGACUUGGCACAUACUAUGAUCUUCCAGUCUAUGCAAGGGACGGCCACUAUGCUUCAGAGUGGAAUUCACCCUGCUCUUCUCAAGGAUCAGGGCACAUCUCCCGAGGGGUGCACUAUUGGUGGCUUGAUGGUCAUGGAGGAAGCAGGUGUUCGGGGUCAUGUUGGACGGGCUCUUCGAGAGGCCGUCACUCUGGCUCGUCUUAUGGAAACAAGCUCGCAUGUCAACGACACUCGGCAUUAA